Owenia fusiformis is the source of this 3839-nucleotide messenger RNA. The record is from the annotation of a GenBank genome assembly. NCBI's taxonomy places the organism in Eukaryota, Metazoa, Annelida, Polychaeta, Sabellida, Oweniidae.
UUUAAAAGUUUAAAAACUAAUGUCGUCCGAAACUCCUGUCAGUGUUAAAAACAGAUUCUGCAAAGUUACAAGUCUUCUUCAGCUUAUUAAACAGGACAGGCGUGUGGUGGACUAAUGGACUUGGGAAGAUGACAGCUCGUAAUACAGUUGUAGAGAGAUAGCCUGGUGGAGACCCGUACAAUGAUUAACUCUGUACCCCCAAGGUGUGUGAAAAAACAUUGGAUCUUAUGGAGAACAACCUGAUCGCAUAUCUAAGAAAAUCGAGGUUCUUUGAGAAGACACAUUCAUCAAGAAAUCGAGAUUGAAGAUGCUAACUAAAUAAUGAACAUUAAUCUAAGAAAAACACAAAAGUGAAUAGACAUUAAUGAGUGUUCAGAGACAUAUUAUUUACGAAUAGACUCUUCAGACAUGAAGACAGUCAGAAACCUUGAGGAAAUUACUGGAAAAAAUAGAUGUAGAAAUGUAUGAUCGACAUGGGAAUUGGUGACUUCUAGCAAAGGCCACAGCGUUUGAUCCUGAGAGCUUGGGUUUUACAGGAAGGAAGGAGCUUAGAGACCUGCAACAUGUGGCUGCUAUACCUGUCUGGUGAAGUUCAGUGAACUACGCAAACUAUGGGCUACUCUAGAAUAUUGGCACACUACCCGUAUGUUGUGAUAGGUGGUGUGAUAGUUUUAGCCGCCACAUGUCUCGUUGUCACAAUCACCACAGGGGAGAUGCCAGAUUUCUCUGACCCUCAGGCAGGAUUUGAGGUGAGGGGUACUGAGCUAAGCAAUCGUUUUGUUACUUGGGAGAAUUUGUUAGAUUCCACCCAGACAGAUAUUGGGCGAAGGAAGUCAAAAGGACGUACCCCACACUCUGGGCGUGGUAACGGAACAAGGCGAUAUGGGAGAGCUACGAGACAAGAUCCCUGGUUUUUCUGUGGUGAUACUCCAGGAAUGACUUAUGCAAGAGUUGCUUACAAGAGCACAGAUGGAAGUGACCUGUUUUCUCUGAGACAUCUACUUGAUAUGUGUUCCCUUGAGAGUAACAGUAUACAUCUCCACCCCUCUUACUCCCAGCUGUGUAUUGCUCAACACCCAGAGGAAGCCCAUUGCUGCAAGCGUAGCUGGUCACUAGGGAACUAUAUCGCGCUGCUCCGGGAUAAAACAAACUGUAGUGAUAUCACUCAAGAGGAUGUUGGGAGUGUGAGGGAUCUGUUGGAAAGAUGUUCUGGAUAUUAUCGUAAUAUGACCUUGAAAUUUGAUUGUGAACGAAGCUCUAGCGAUAAAUGUAAAUCAGUGCCUACUGAAUGUAAACAACACAAUGCAGUGUAUCAAAUUCUUCAUUACAUCACAGAUGUUGAAUUCACUACAGAGAGCGGACAUCUUGGUCCUCUGCGUUAUGCCAUUGCAUUCUUACCAAUGAGUGCUGGGAAGGACACUGUGCCGAUAUUUGAGUUUAUGACGAAAAAGGAGUUACAGAUUGGAACUACGGCCAUAGGGGGUGUCAAUUUUGGAAUCAAGAACAUAUUGUUUAAUGAAUAUCUCCAAGGUGAUACUAUGUGGCUUGGUGUUGCAUUAUUCGUGAUUCUGCUCUGUAUGUGGCUCUACACAACAUCAUUCUUCAUCACUGGCAUGACAUUGCUCUCAAUUCUCCUUUCGUUAGAGAUAUCAUACUUCCUCUACACGCUCGUUUUUGAAAUUAAAUUCUUCCCGUUUAUGAAUCUGAUGACAAUAGUGAUUCUGAUAGGUGUGGGUGCUGACGAUAUGUUUAUUUACACAAAAGUUUGGAGCCUGGCGAAAUCAGAAAAAAAUAAUGGAACUUUGGAGAAAAUAAUAUCAGAUACCAUAAAACAUGCUACUUUAUCAAUGUUUGUCACAAGUUUUACGACAGCUGCAGCUUUGUAUACAAACUACAUAAGCCAUGUGACAGCAUUACGGUGCUUUGCGAUAUAUUCUGGAACAGCCAUACUGGCCAACUUCCUGCUCAUGGUGACUUGGAUUCCAGCGACUAUUGUUAUGUAUGACAAGUGGUGUAGUAACUAUUGCGUCUGCUACAGCCCUGACAUCUAUACACCCAAAAGAGGCAUUUGUUACUAUAUUUGUAAAAUACCAUAUAAAGCAUACCUACAAAUUGCUGAUUGGUCACGGAUAUUUUUUGAAAAGUUACUACCAUGUAUCGUUGUUAAACUUCGAUUUGUAUGGGUGAUUUUUCUCGGCCUUAUGGGCAUUGGUGGACUUAUUAUUAUAUUCUACAAGCCAAGAUUUAAGCUGCCUUCUUCACAUGAAUUCCAAGUAUUUUCCCCUCAACAUCUAUUUGAGAUCUAUGAUUUCAAACUAAAAGAUGAGUUUUAUUUUGAGAAAGCUGCAGGACAGAGCAUGUAUACUUUACCCAUGACUUUUGUUUUUGGAGUUGAGCCAAGGGAUAAUGGUAGCUAUUUAGCUCCCAGAGAGCCAAACAAUCAUGGUGCCCUUGUGCGUGAUGAGACAUUCAACAUAGCUGCGGAAGAAUCUCAGAUCUGGCUGCGGUCAUUCUGCCGGAAAAUACGUGCUCACCCUUUCUACAAAUCAUCCCCUGGACUCCAACUUACAAACUGUUUCAUUGAAUCGCUUGAAAAUUUUGCCAGGAGAAAAUGUAUCUUAGAGACAGACAUAUGCUGUGGGUAUUCCAGUAUCCCCAUUCCAGAGCAUAAAUUUAUGGAGUGUGUGGGGUCAUGGGCCCCAUUAUUAACAAGAACUAAGGCCAGGUUUCCUCAUAAUAAGUAUGCAGGACUUAGGUACUCUAAAGACUCUAGGGAGGAGAUUGUAGCUGCAGUUAUACAGUUCAACAGUAAAGUGCCAUUUAGUUAUAAAUAUGACGAGAUAAACAAUUAUUAUUCACGCAUGAGUACAUGGGUAGAGUACCAAGUAGAGACUACAGCGCCAUCUGGUAUGCGACGAGGCUGGUUUAUCAGUGAAUUAGAAUUCUACAGUUUACAAAAAAGUAUAUUAGAGGGGGCACCACUGAGUGUUGGAGCUUCAGUAGCUGUAGCGCUAGUAGUGACAUUUAUUACAACGCUGAACGUGUUAGUCAGUUUAUAUGCCUUUCUGUCAAUAAGCAGCACGAUUAGCGUAACAAUUGCAGUUCUGACCCUCCUAGGCUGGCAACUGAACAUAUUAGAAUCUGUAACUCUUACAAUUUCAGUUGGGCUAUCCAUAGACUUUACAUUACAUUACGGGGUAGCGUAUCGCUUAUCCCCAGAUCUCGAUCGUGAAAUGCGUGUUAUUUGCUCUACAGCACGCAUGGGAAGUCCCGUUACCAUGGCAGCAGCUACAACAUUCCUGGCAGGCGCUAUGAUGACCCCGGCAACAGUGCUCGCUUACAGGCAACUUGGUAUAUUCCUCAUGCUCAUUAUGACAAUCUCUUGGGUAUAUUCCACACUCUUCUUCCAGUCAUUAUUACGCCUUAUUGGUCCUCAAGGUGGAUUUAGUCAGUUCCACUGGCCAUCAUCAAACUGUUGUUCAUCCUCCCAACGUCACCACGUCGAUAAGACUGUUUACGCAUUGUCUGAAUCCACAUUAAGUAGUUCAAGUGUAGGGUAUCAAAAUCAUUCAACCGUGACAACUAGUGAAAUUCAUGAGCUCGAAUCACUGACAGAGUGUGAAGCUGAAGAGUUACAGGAGAGGUUGAGACAGCCCCCUCCAAACCCCAGGACUUUGGCCACAAAUAGGGCACCGCAUAAACAGAAACUGAAUAACAAUCUCACCAGUGCCGGUACAUCUGGGGAUGCUGGGAAUGUAGAUGAAUCACAUGCAGCUGAGACGGAGGUCAUGUUGCAUUCUGAGCCACGUGAUUCAUCGCACGUGUGGGUACAGCAGUAA